Molecule: messenger RNA, 3497 nt
Organism: Electrophorus electricus (electric eel)
Lineage: Eukaryota; Metazoa; Chordata; Actinopteri; Gymnotiformes; Gymnotidae
Gene: gpatch1
Product: G patch domain containing 1
Biological process (GO): mRNA processing
Cellular component (GO): nucleus
Molecular function (GO): RNA binding
Source: RefSeq, a predicted model, not a curated record
UGCUAUCUGGACCUCUGCGGCCGCCGUAGUGCAAACAAACAUGGCGUCCGAUGGAGAGAGCGAUGAAGAUUUUGUCACAUAUGGAUCUCCUUUGGAGCCUCUUGAAGAAGAUGAACCAAUUCGAAAGCCGAUACCGGUGCAAGACCAGACGGUUAAGGAUGAGAAAGGCCGUUACAAGAGGUUUCACGGCGCCUUUACAGGAGGCUUCUCUGCUGGAUACUUCAACACUGUUGGGUCGAAAGAAGGCUGGACACCAUCCACGUUUGUGUCGUCGAGACAGCAGAAAGCAGAGAGGCAUGACGCUAGGCCAGAGGAUUUUAUGGAUGAAGAAGAUUUUAGUGAGCAUGGUAUUGCACCACGGGAGAUCACCACGACUGAUGACUUUGCUUCUGGGAGGCCAGACCAGCUCAAGGACAAAGCCCAGGCCAUCAGCUCACUUUCUGCACCCAUCCCAGGAGACACUCUGCUGGAAGAGAUGAUUACACCCACACGGUCAUCUAUAGGAGUGCAGCUGCUUAGGAAAAUGGGCUGGAAGGAUGGGCAAGGGGUUGGACCCAGGGUGAAGAGGAGACAAAGGAAACAAGAGCCAGAUGUCAGAGCUUAUGGAUGUGCUUUGCCACCCAAUGGAUCUGAAGAAUCUGAGAAUGAAGAUGAGUUUGCCCCAGAAAAUGUGACCUUUGCGCCCAAAGACGUGACCCCAGUGGAUUUCACCCCUAAAGAUGACCUGCAUGGUCUGGGCUACCGAGGACUUGACCCCCUCCAAGCUCUGGCAGGCCAUUCAGGGAUGGGGCAUAUCAACCUGUUCACACUGGACUCUGAUAGGUCCAGUCUGUUUGGAGAAAGGAAGCCAGGACAGCAUCGUAAGGGUGGAAUCGCAGGACAGGCAUUUGGAGUGGGAGCAAUGGAAGAGGAGGAUGAUGAUAUCUACCACAGAGAUGCCAUGUCCAACUAUGAUGCUGUGCUGGGAGGGGAGGAGCCAGGGGAUGGACUGUAUGGAUGGACCGCCCCUCAGCAGUACCACAGCAAAAAGAAUGACUCUAAAAACGAUGCUGCAUAUGUGGGAAAGAUUUUGGAAGGUUUCACCUUGGCUUCCAAAGGCACAGAAGUUAAAACGGUAUUUCCACCGCCAGUUCUCCCACGAGAUUACCGGCCAGUGCAUUAUUUCCGGCCAGUGGUGGACCUGUCAUCUGUCAGCCCGAUCGUAGCCCAGGCCCUGCAGGCAUCUCGUGGACACCUAUCCCAGGAUGCACCACAGCAGGGUCGCCACAUGCUGGACUCGACCCAGAGGAGAGAAAUGCUAGGAGAGACCACCCUACAAGGCCCUAGCUCUGUGUUUGAGCUCUUGGACAGUAAGGACAGAGAGAGGCUUAGUGGGAUCCGUAAGGCAGCAGAGGACAAGAGAGCGCUGGGAGACAUGGCUUCUCCCGAGGGCCGUGCUGCAGUGGUGGCAGCUGCCCGAGCCUCUGCCCUUCAGGCUCUUUCCAGCCGCUUCCAGCCCACUAGCCCACAGCCUGAUCCCACCACUCAGCCCCAGGUGUCUGCCUCACAGGGACCCCUGCGAGCCCAGCCCCAGGCUUCAGCUGCUGCCCAGCUGGCCCUCUGUGCCUGGUCCAGCCCCACUGCUAACACCAGCCAGACCUUCAAGCCAUUUGAAAAGAACCCGGCCAAACAGGCUCGCUACGACCUCUACAUCAGUCGACUCAAGCAGGGCGAUAAAGAGGCUCUCGAGUCGAGUCUGGACCUGACGAUGACCGAGUGGGAGAGGGGCCGUGAGCGGGAGGAGUUUGUGCGCGCUGCCGUGCUCUACAAGCCGAGCAACUCCUCGCUCUCCUCCCGCUUCACCCGUGCCAAACACGAGGACAGCGAGGACACUGUGGAGGUGGCUCGAGAUCAGGAGAAUGAUGCAGAUGAUAAGCAGGCAGCAGUGAAGAUGAAGAUGUUUGGGAAACUCACCAGAGAAACCUUUGAGUGGCACCCCGAUAAACUACUAUGCAAGAGGUUUAAUGUCCCAGACCCUUAUCCGGGCUCGAGUGUAGUGGGCAUGCCCAAAGUGAAGCGAGAUAAGUUCUCUGUGUUCAACUUCCUGACCAUAACAGAAGACAGAGGGGGCUCUCAGUCUGCCUCGGGGUCAGCCAUUGGGCCUGCCCCUGGCCCCACCCCCACAGCCACUGGCAAACGCUCCAGGUGGGACGUGACUGGCCAAGAGGUAAAGCCUAAAGACCCACUCAGCAGGUUCAUCAGUGAGGCGCGAAGUGAAGUGAGUGCAGCACACCAGGAGCAGACAAGCACAGCUGCAACCGCCCCAGACCCUACAGCCACUGCCCAGCCUAAAACAACUGAGCCUGUGACCGAACAGACUGCCAAGCAGACUGAGGAUGAUGACAGGGCUGAUGAGGAAGAGGUCAGACCACCAAUGGACCUGUUCAAGGCCAUCUUUGCCAGCUCUUCUGAUGAGAAGAGCUCGUCUUCCUCUGCGGAAGAAAGCGGUGAAGACGAGGAACAGGAAGCAAAGCCUCAGACGAAUGAACCAAUUGCAGCAAGUGUCAACCUGCUUGCCCCACCUGUUUCUACUGUUUCAUCAAGCAGUAUGACGGAGUCCAAGCUUCUCUCAGACAAGGGGGAGCAUCCACACUUUUCAGAGUCCAAGCUUCUCUCAGACAAGGGGGAGCAGAAGGAUGCAUUGGCUGUUUCUUCUGUUCAGAUGGGAGGGCUCGACAGUGAGGAGUUUGGUCCCAGACUGCCCCCUCCUGGACAAGUGUUCCCCUCAUCUUCAUCACAGGCACAGGAGGAGACAGCUAAGAAACAGAAGCACAAAGCCAAGAAAGAUCACAAACACCGGAAAGAGAGUAAGCAUAAGAAGAAGAGUAAGAAGCACAAGCAUAAAGGAAAGCAGAAGAAGAAAAAGAAGAAAGCAGAGGAGUCCGACUCCAGCUCGGACGACUCCGACAGCGACGAUGUCGCUGAGUUGGGGGCGGCGUGCACGGUAGAGCUGCUCCAGAGGUUAAAAAAAUCUUCGUGGAAAGAAGUAAAGAAGUGAUUUCUUUGAGAGGGAUAACCCAUCCUCCAUGAGGAUUUUACUACAAUACAUAGUUUAAGGAAAUAAUACCUGUAAAUGACUACUCUGUGCCCAUCUUCAACUUUAGCAAAAUUAAGAAAAUGCCUUGUAAACUUGUACAUGACUUUAAAAUAAAGUUACUCUGAAUGACCCCCCCUACUAUGUUUUAGUCCAUAAUGUAUUAUAAAUCCCCUCACUAUCAGCUUUAUUUGAAACACUUGUUUAAUAAAACACCUUGUAGAUGUAUGGUAAUGGACUAUAGUCCAAAGUCACAUGCAUAAGUUGCCUUAAUAUAGAAGCCUCCAUUGGCUUCACCAUUGUUUCACUGCUGGAUGUGCUAAAAAACGCCUGUGAUGAACUUUGAAUGAAUGGUUGUCAACAGAUGCGUAAUAAUUUUAACAGCACCUAUGAUGUGAGCCUAAUAAAGUGACGAUAAGAAUAA